Messenger RNA from Drosophila innubila, 2305 nucleotides. RefSeq names its product sodium- and chloride-dependent GABA transporter 1 (gene Gat). The record is from RefSeq and is a predicted model, not a curated record. The coding region runs from base 175 to 2088 and encodes 637 amino acids. The transcript is spliced from 12 exons. Gene Ontology annotation, cellular component: membrane. Gene Ontology annotation, biological process: sodium ion transmembrane transport. Lineage: Eukaryota; Metazoa; Arthropoda; Insecta; Diptera; Drosophilidae.
AUUUAUCUGCGGAUGCCUCUAUAUGGUCAGAGGCCCAGAUCGCAUUCGAGAUCAACAUUCAGUUGGAUGUAAGCAAGUGACCUGUUUGGGUGUCGUGGGUCGGCGAUAGCAAACCAAAUAGAUCGAUAAUCAAAAAAGCAUCAAGGGAUAGUAUUUUAUAAGGGUCUUCACAAAAUGUCCAUUAAUUGUGGGAAAGAUGGCGACGGAGGAGGAGAUCACCAAAAACAUUGCCAAAUUGAGAUGGGUAAACUAUUAUGUCCCAAAGACUUAACCACUACAGGACAAUCGGUAACGGACACAGCAGUCACGUCUACUAAUCACCAAUUAACCACAGUGCAGCUUCCGGAUCGCGGAAGUUGGAGCUCAAAAUUGGAUUUCAUAUUAUCUGUAGUUGGACUGGCAAUUGGCUUGGGAAACGUCUGGCGUUUUCCAUAUUUGUGUUACAAAAAUGGAGGUGGCGCUUUUCUACUUCCAUAUAUUAUUACAUUAUUCUUAGCUGGUAUUCCGAUGUUUUUUAUGGAACUGGCGCUUGGCCAAAUGUUAACAAUCGGUGGAUUGGGUGUGUUCAAAAUAGCGCCAAUAUUCAAAGGAAUCGGGUAUGCCGCUGCCGUAAUGUCCUGCUGGAUGAACGUCUACUAUAUUGUUAUAUUGGCUUGGGCUGUAUUCUACUUCUUCAUGUCAAUGCGAGCGGAUGUACCCUGGCGUACCUGCAACAACUGGUGGAAUACCGUUAAUUGUGUUAAUCAGUAUGAGAGGAAGAAUCUACAUUGUUGGGAUAAAAUCAUCAAUGGAACAGCUAACAAAGUUUGCACAGUGGCCGCCACAAAUAUUUCAUCCACAGAACUUACAGAUCCAGUCAAAGAAUUUUGGGAGCGACGUGCUCUACAAAUAUCCUCGGGAAUUGAAGAAAUUGGAAACGUUCGCUGGGAACUAGCGGGUACUCUUCUUCUUGUUUGGAUACUUUGCUACUUUUGUAUUUGGAAGGGAGUGAAAUGGACCGGAAAAGUUGUUUAUUUUACUGCACUCUUCCCCUACGUUUUACUGACGGUCCUACUAAUUCGUGGCAUUACUUUACCUGGUGCCCUCGAAGGUAUCAAGUUUUAUAUUAUUCCCAACUUUUCAAAACUAUCAAGCUCCGAGGUUUGGAUCGAUGCGGUGACACAAAUUUUCUUUUCUUAUGGCCUGGGUCUGGGAACUUUGGUGGCACUCGGCAGCUAUAACAAGUUUACCAAUAAUGUCUACAAGGAUGCCCUAAUUGUUUGCACUGUCAACUCGAGUACAAGUAUGUUUGCCGGAUUUGUAAUAUUCUCUGUUAUCGGAUUCAUGGCUCAUGAGCAGCAAAGACCUGUGGCAGAAGUAGCAGCAUCUGGACCUGGAUUAGCAUUCCUGGUAUAUCCGUCAGCGGUAUUGCAGCUUCCUGGUUCUCCAAUGUGGUCGUGUCUAUUCUUUUUCAUGCUUCUUCUAAUUGGCUUGGACUCACAGUUUUGCACUAUGGAAGGCUUUAUUACAGCUAUUAUAGAUGAGUGGCCACAACUUUUAAGGAAACGCAAGGAGAUUUUUAUAGCGAUCGUUUGUUUCUUAAGCUACUUAGUUGGAUUAACUUGCAUAACACAAGGCGGCAUGUAUAUUUUCCAAAUAUUGGAUUCAUACGCUGUUAGUGGCUUCUGCCUGCUAUGGCUUAUAUUCUUUGAGUGUGUCUCAAUAUCCUGGUGCUAUGGCGUUGACCGAUUUUACGAUGGCAUUAAGGACAUGAUUGGAUAUUAUCCCACGGUGUGGUGGAAAUUCUGCUGGUGUAUUACAACACCCGCCAUAUGUUUGGGAGUUUUCUUCUUUAAUAUAGUGCAAUGGACGCCAAUCAAAUAUCUGGACUACAGUUAUCCAUGGUGGGCACAUGCAUUUGGCUGGUUCACUGCAUUAUCUUCGAUGCUUUAUAUUCCGGUAUAUAUGAUCUGGUUGUGGAAGCGGACGCCAGGAGACUUAUGCGAUAAAAUACGUUCCAUUGUUCGAAUUGAUGAGGAUAUUCCACGGUUACGUGAAAAAAUGCAAAGGGAAGCUUAUGCUAAGGAGAUUGCGGCGGAAUCAUUAUAGGCUUAAGUAAAAUAUUUUGAAAAUACUUGAAGUAUUUUUAAAGGUAUUUCAACAGCAUCGCUUCAUAUUGCCUAAUUUCAUAAGUUUUUGAUAUUUUUGCAGUUGUAGAUCGUAUUUCAAUAAUAAUAAUAUUAUGUUAUUGCAUUAAAACCGUUAAAUGUUUAUAAGCAUUUCGUGUUUUUAAAUAAUAAUUUUGGAUUUUAAGUAACAAUGUGUU